CAUGAAGUGAACAAAUUGCCGUGAGCCACUGUGUGUCGGCACAAACGGGUGGGCUUCUGUGAGAAGUUAAAACCGGUUUGUCGAUGCGCUACGUGGACUCGUCCACGGCUUUCGGCGCGCUGAGGUAGACGCUUGCCGACUCAAUCCACCUUCUAUGACGCCGUUUUCGUAAAGUCGCUAAAAGGUGGAAAGGCAACCUGCAGCGACAUCGCCUCGGAGUCGGAGUAGCCAGACACCGCUGCAAAAAAAAAAAAAAAAAAAAGUUGACAGACACCUGGACACUCUGGAUAAAACUUUCCACUUUUCCUUCAGGGAAAUCCCGUCUUAAAAUCUUUUCAUUUCGUCGGUUGGAACGCUGACACAAUGUUUGGUCAGCACAUGCUACAAGCGGGGAGCUUCACGUCCAAGUCAGGGGUCGCUCGUUUUGGGAAAUGAUGACUGUCAGCACCGACGGCAAAAUUAUGGUCAGAAGAUGGCUCGUGACGUUCAAGCCCUUCAGGAUAUUCGUGGUGGGAAUAGGCUUCUUCAGCCUGUGCUUUCUCAUGACUUCUCUAGGGGGGCAAUUCUCAGCCAAGAGACUGGGGGACUCCCCCUUCACCAUCCGUACAGAAGUGCUGGGAGGUGUGGAGUCACGCGGUGUGCUGCGGAAGAUCAGUGACAUGCUGGAGGUGAUUCUGAAGCGAAUGGAUGGUCUCACCAAGCUGGACAACGCCACCGCUGCCGAUACACGACGCCUUGAGGAGCUCAUUUCUGCAAUCAACAAGUUUCAACCAGCUGGCCUCAUGGAGAUGAUCCAGACUAUAGCUCAGAAUGUCUCCAACAUGGCAGUCAGAGUGGAGCAGAUACUGCAAACCAGCAUUAUGCAAGGCAAAGCUGUGAGAGAUGGGACGUCAAGCCAGUGCGAGGUACCCAAAGAUCCCCGCUACCCAGAGUGUCCUGGAAAAGUGGACUGGAUGCGAGCACGCUGGACCUCUGACCCUUGCUACGCCUUCUAUGGUGUCGAUGGCUCCGACUGCUCCUUCCUUGUCUAUCUCAGUGAAGUGGAGUGGUUCUGCCCCCCGCUGGCCUGGAGGAACCACAGCAGCCAGCCCAGCCCCCAGCAUGUCCACCAGGCUAAGGGAACCGCCAAGAGGCCUGCUGCCUUCCGCACCGAUCUGUCCAUGCUGCUCGACCAGAUUGGCGCAGGAAAGGAGUCUCUGAGCUUCAUGAAGCGUAGAAUCCGUCGUCUCGCUCCACAGUGGACAACAGCUGCCAACCGCCUCGAUGCCAAGCUGGAGCAUCGGUGGAGGGACCAGAAGAAGGUAGCAAGGAGGAUCACUGCAAUCUGUCGUUUUACGUAUCUUUUGUUUUUCAAUUGCGGGAGUCUUUUUUUUUUUUCCACAGAAACGGCGGCUGUUAAUGAUGAAAAAGUAUGCCUUUCUUUGCAACAAGAUGCCAUGUCUGCUCCACACACAACCAUUCGCCGUUUUAAUAAUGUACACGGUUUAUCUGAAAACGGCACAGCAUUCCACAAAUAGAAAGCAUUACAGUAGUUCUCUCUCUCUCUAAAAAGAAAAAAAAAGACCCAAUGAUAAGUUGUCAUCCAUCAUAGCUUUCUGAUGUCUUGCAAUAUGUGCAUGUCAGCUAAAAUCACAUUUCGUUUUGAAGUGGAUAA
Hippocampus comes (tiger tail seahorse) is the source of this 1654-nucleotide messenger RNA. RefSeq names its product alpha-1,6-mannosylglycoprotein 6-beta-N-acetylglucosaminyltransferase B-like. Gene Ontology annotation, cellular component: Golgi apparatus. Bases 432 to 1517 code for a protein of 361 amino acids. Gene Ontology annotation, molecular function: alpha-1,6-mannosylglycoprotein 6-beta-N-acetylglucosaminyltransferase activity. NCBI's taxonomy places the organism in Eukaryota, Metazoa, Chordata, Actinopteri, Syngnathiformes, Syngnathidae. Gene Ontology annotation, biological process: protein N-linked glycosylation. The transcript has 7 exons. The record is from RefSeq and is a predicted model, not a curated record.